AUGACGCUCCCCGCACUCGUCCUCGCCCUGUCGCUCCUCAGCGCAAACGCAAGGGAGGCAGCGGCUUUGAGAGAUGAGCCUACUAUCCUCCGGCGGGCCUGCCCAGACUAUCUUUCUUACUCUACAGCUCCUCAACCAGCAAUAGAGUGCAGAACUUUCAAUUCGUCAGCAGUCGAGCAGGUUAUUGAAGACGUCACAUCUCGCAUGAUUGACAAAGAUCUCGCCCAGCUGUUCCGCAACGCCUUCCCCAACACCCUAGACACAACAAUCCGCUGGCAUAUUGAUGGGUUCACAACAGCGAUACGGCAAAGCAAGAGCAAGAAACAGAACGAGCAAUGGACUGGCCCGCAGACCUUUGUCGUCACGGGAGACAUAAACGCAGAAUGGCUCCGCGAUUCAACAAACCAGCUAGCCAACUACCAGACUCUAGCGAAUCGAGACCGGCGCCUCUACAACCUAAUCCAAGGCGCAAUCAACACACAGGCUGAGUUCGUCAUUCAGUCGCCCUACUGCAAUGCAUUCCAGCCGCCGCCUCCGAGCAAUAUUCCACCUGAAGCCCAUAACCAGGAUGACCAGGUCCAUCCCGCGUACGAACCGUCCGUUGUGUUCGAGUGCAAAUACGAGCUAGAUUCCCUAGCCAACUUCCUCGCCCUUACAGCGGAUUUCCACGAAAACACAGGGUCAACUGACUUUCUCACAAGCCGCUGGUAUACAGCGCUUGAUACGCUUCUCGCCGUUCUAGACGCGCAGUCCCAGCCAACCUUUAACACGGAAGGCCAGUUCGUUACGAACCAGUACACUUUCCAACGGACCACAACCCUAGGAACUGAAACACUCAGUCUAGCUGGUGUCGGGAACCCCCUUAACAGCGGAACAGGGCUCAUUCGUAGCGCGUUCCGUCCCAGCGAUGACGCAACGAUCAUGGGCUUCUUUAUCCCCGCGAAUGCCCAGAUGGCUGUACAGCUAAACAAAACAGCAGCUAUGCUCCGCACUGCCGGUGGACAUGAUGACCUUGCAAACAAUCUUCAGGAUCGCAGCACCCGGCUGCGUAGGGCAAUCCAGGAGAACGCUAUAGUCAAUCACCCUAAAUUUGGUGAUGUCUAUGCGUUCGAGGUGGACGGGUACGGAUCCCACGUCUUCAUGGAUGACGCGAAUGUGCCUUCCCUCCUUUCUCUCCCGGUCCUUGGCUACCUUGAUAAAGAUGACCCCGUAUACCAGAACACGCGCAAGAUGAUCCUCUCCAAAGACGGAAAUCCGUAUUAUCUCACCGGCUCUGCAUUCCACGGUAUUGGUGGUCCGCACAUCGGCCUUGAAAACGCUUGGCCCAUGUCCCUUCUGAUCCAAGCACAGACGUCAGACUCAGAUAUUGAGAUAAGGGAGUGUCUGAACCUUGUCAAGAACUCGAGCCUGCUUGGUCUUGUGCAUGAGUCUAUCAAUGUAAAUAACAUCGUCGAGUACACAAGGCCUUGGUUUGCGUGGGCUAAUUCCGUCUUUGCCCAAACGGUACUCAAAAUCGCGGCUGAGCGGCCGGCGAUUGUUUUCGGAGAAGGGGCUGAGCCGUAUAUUCCCUAG
This is a messenger RNA of Aspergillus nidulans FGSC A4, 1572 nucleotides long. Its product is annotated as glycoside hydrolase family 125 protein. NCBI's taxonomy places the organism in Eukaryota, Fungi, Ascomycota, Eurotiomycetes, Eurotiales, Aspergillaceae. The transcript is spliced from 3 exons. The record is from RefSeq and is a predicted model, not a curated record. The coding region runs from base 1 to 1572 and encodes 523 amino acids. Gene Ontology annotation, biological process: carbohydrate metabolic process.